Messenger RNA from Echinops telfairi (small Madagascar hedgehog), 3045 nucleotides. RefSeq names its product Rho GTPase activating protein 45 (gene ARHGAP45). NCBI's taxonomy places the organism in Eukaryota, Metazoa, Chordata, Mammalia, Afrosoricida, Tenrecidae. Gene Ontology annotation, molecular function: GTPase activator activity. Gene Ontology annotation, biological process: signal transduction; activation of GTPase activity. The transcript has 20 exons. The record is from RefSeq and is a predicted model, not a curated record. Gene Ontology annotation, cellular component: membrane. The coding region runs from base 45 to 2828 and encodes 927 amino acids.
CGCUGAGACCCCAUUGCCGCCCCCAGCGGCCUCCGUCCAGCACCAUGUUCUCCAGGAAGAAGCGAGACCUCAUGAAGACCCCCUCCAUCUCCAAAAAGACCCGGGCGGGGAGCCCCAGCCCGCAGGCCUUGGCGGAGCUGCCCAGGAAAGACGGUGCGGAUGCAGCCGGCCCUGGGACUGCUCUGGAGCCUCCAGCCGUGGCAUCCAGUACCAAGGCUGCAGGGACACUCAAACGGCCCACCAGCCUGAGCCGGCAUGCCAGUGCUGCAGGCUUCCCACUGUCCGGACCUGGCACCUGGACGCUGGGCCGGGGCCACCGCAGCCCACUGACAGCCGCCAACCCUGCGGACCUGAGCGCCGAGGGGACCUACCUCGAUGCCGCUGACGACAUCGCCUGCCUCCUGACUGAAGUGGCCCGCUUUGCUGAGGCCCUGGAGAAGCUCAGAGAGUGCGUGCACCGUGAAGACCUCCUGGAGGCCCGCCGGCCGCUGGCCGUGGAGAGCCUGGGGGAGGCCCUACGUGUGAUUCGGCAGGUCAACACCAGAUACCCCCUACUGAACACAGUGGAGACCCUCACAGCAGCCGGCAACCUCAUCAACAAGGUCAAAGGCUUCCAUUAUGAGUGCACCGAGGAGCUGGACACGCAGGAGUUUGAGAAGGCCCUGGAGACCAUCGCAGUGUCCUUCAGCAGUGUUGUGUCCGAGUUCCUCAUGGGCGAAGUGGACACCAGCACAUUCCUGUCGGUGCCCCUGGGGGACCCGAGCCAGGCCAUGGAGCACCUGUACUGCCAGGGGGGGGAGGGCCCCCCUCCCAGCACUGAGGACUGCGACCAGGGGUGCCCGGCCCCUGAGGAGGUGGACAUGCUGCUGCAGCGUUGUGAGGGUGGGGUGGACGUGGCCCUGCAGUAUGCCAAGAGCAUGGCCAAGUACAUGAAGGACGUGAUCACCUACCUGGAGAAGCGCUCGGCACUGGAGUUGGAGUUCUCCAAAGGGUUGCAGAAGCUGGUCCACCACUGUAGGCAGAGCAUCACCCAGGAGCCCCACAUGCCCCUGCUGUCCAUCUACUCGCUGGCGCUGGAGCAGGACCUCGAGCUGGGCCACUGCAUGGUGCAAGCAGCAGGCACCCUGCAGGCACACACCUUCCUGCAGCCCCUGACCCAGAGGCGGCAGGAGCAUGAAAGGCGCAGGAAGGAGAUCAAGGAGGCUUGGCAUCGUGCGCAGAGGAAGCUGCAAGACGCAGAGGCCAACCUGCGGAAAGCAAAGCAGGGCUACGUGCAGCGCUGCGAGGACCAUGACAAGGCCCGUGUGCUGGUGGCCAAGGCCGAGGAGGAGCAGGCAGGUGGCGCGCCCGGGGUGGGCAGCGCUGGCUCCAAGAACCUGGACAAGCGUCGGCGACUGGAGGAGGAGGCCAAGAACAAGGCGGAGGAGGCUAUGGCUACGUACCGCACCUGCGUGGCCGACGCCAAGACGCAGAAGCAGGAGCUAGAGGACAUCAAGGUGACCGCGCUGCGGCAGCUGCAGGACGUGGUGCGGCAGAGCGACCAGAUCAUAAAGUCGGUCACCAUCUCCUACUACGAGCUGCUGCAGGCGCAAGCGGCGCCACUGCCCGUCAACUUCCACAUGCUGUGUGAGAGCAGCAAGCUGUACGACCCCGGCCAGCAGUACGCCUCCCACGUGCGCCAGCUGCAGCGCGGCGAUGAGCCCGACGUGCACUACGACUUCGAGCCGCACGUCUCGGCCAGCUCCUGGUCCCCUGUGAUGCGGGCUCGCAAGGGCAGCUUCAAUGUUGAGGUGGCGGGGAGAGAAGCUGGCAGCGCCCUGGAAGCAGGUGAACUGGAGGAGGGGGCGCUGGCCAAGGAGCGGCGUGGUGUGCGCAGUCACCAGGUGCACAAGUCCUGGCCCACCCACACCCAGGGCAUCUACCGAGUCAACGGGGUGAAGACACGUGUGGAGAAGCUGUGCCAGGCAUUUGAAAACGGUCAGGAGCUGGUGGAGCUGUCGCAGGCCUCACCCCAUGACAUCAGCAACGUGCUCAAGCUCUACCUGCGCCAGCUGCCGGAGCCACUGCUGUGUUUUCGCCUGUACCAUGGGCUUGUGGGGCUGGCCAAGGAUAGCCUGAAGGCCGAGGCCGAGGCCAAGGUGGCGGCACGGGGCCGGCCAGCCGGGGGCGAGAGUGCUAUGGCAGCGGCCGUGGCCAUGGCAGGCCGGCUGCGGGAGCUGCUGCAGGACCUGCCGCCUGAGAACAGGGCCACGCUGCAGUACCUGCUGCGCCACCUGCGCAGGAUCGUGCAGGUGGAACAAGACAAUAAGAUGACCCCGGGGAACUUGGGCAUCGUGUUUGGGCCCACACUACUGCGGCCGCGGCCCACGGAGGCCACCGUGUCCCUGUCCUCCCUCGUAGACUACCCCCACCAGGCACGGGUUGUGGAGACCCUCAUCGCACACUAUGGACUGGUUUUUGAGGACGAGCCUGAGGAGACGCCCAGCACCCAGGAUGGGGCGGCCGCUCAGUGGACAGAUGCAGCGGGGCAGGUGCCGUUCCUGGAGGUGGGCGAGGCGGCAGCUGAGCCCUCGCAGGAGGGGCCCCCAGGGUCCCACCUGCUUUCCAAUGACUCGGACUCGGAGCUGGAAGAGCCCACGGACCUGCUGUCGUCCGGGGGCGCCGAGGCUCUGCGGCACCUGAGCUUCUUGGAACAGGCACAAGAGGCCAGCCAGGAGGAGGGUGCACACAGCGGCAGCGAGGACGAGCUGCUUCUGACACACAACACCAACCAGUCCAACAACGCCAGGGGGCUGCGUGCUGGCUCCCCGCUGGGAGAGGCGGCCUGAGCACACCGUGCUGGGUAGAGGGCAGGACUGGCCUCAGCUGUCACCGCUGUUCCCACACAGGAAGUGGCUGCAACGGCCUGACGGCGGAGUUCAGCUUUGGACACUGACUUCUGGACUGUUCCCCAAACCUGCUUUGGCCCCUGGGCUGCCGUCCCUGCAAGCCUGCUGGAAGGAGCUACCCAGCAGGUUGGGCUACAUCAAUAAAGCUUUGCGCUGA